Messenger RNA from Oryctolagus cuniculus (rabbit), 5642 nucleotides. The record is from RefSeq and is a predicted model, not a curated record. NCBI's taxonomy places the organism in Eukaryota, Metazoa, Chordata, Mammalia, Lagomorpha, Leporidae.
GCGCGGGGGGCGGGGGAGGAUGUCCCCUCCGCGCCGUUAAAAUGAAACUCUAGUGGCUGGAGUCAGGGCAGAGCGUGAGGGGAGCCGGCGCUGGCGGGGCUGCUCACACCCCGGAGGGAGCGCCCAGCCGAGCCGAGCCGAGCUGACGGACUCUCUCACGGGCCCCAAUCCCAGGGCUGCGGCAGCUUCGGUUCUGAGCCCGGCGGGAAAGGAUCCCGAAUCCCGGUCCUGAGGGAAUAGCUCUGUGUAGACCAGUGGGACCCCGAAACUUGAACGCAACCCUCAGUCCCUUUUUUAUGCCUGCCUUUGUCACUUCCCCAGCUUUCUCCCAGCGCGUUUUUGUUUUUGUUUUUUUCUCCCCUCCAUUCUCCCUCCGAAGGACACAAAAGUGGCUUCCGCGGAAAGAUCUGGAGGUGGUGGGAGAUUUUUCUUUGGAGAACGAUUGUGUGGAAAGGAUUUUUGGGAAGCCGUUUUUAAACACCUCCGUGCCCCAAGCCUCUCUAUACGCUCUGAGGAGAAAAACCCGUAGCUUGAAAGUUCGGGGGGCAUUUUGCCGGGUGCUGUAAGAGGAGAGGGGGAGGACCCUGUCCUCGUCCUGGUAGUUGGCUGGACUUGUACCGGUCGUUGGAAAACCUGAAGUACAUUUCCGUGUGGAACUUUUACAGAUAUAUAUUUUUAGAUUUUUAAAUAUCAGAUAAAAAAUAUAUGCUUUCUAUAUAUUUUCUGACGACCUGCCCCUGACAGCGCGAUGUACAAUACGGUGUGGAGUAUGGACCGCGAUGACGCAGACUGGAGGGAGGUGAUGAUGCCCUAUUCGACAGAACUGAUAUUUUAUAUUGAAAUGGAUCCUCCAGCUCUUCCACCAAAGCCACCUAAGCCAAUGACUUCAGCAGUUACAAAUGGAAUGAAAGACAGUUCUGUUUCUCUCCAGGAUGCAGAAUGGUACUGGGGGGAUAUUUCAAGAGAGGAGGUAAAUGACAAAUUACGGGACAUGCCAGAUGGUACCUUCUUGGUCCGAGAUGCCUCAACAAAGAUGCAGGGGGAUUAUACUUUGACAUUGCGGAAGGGAGGCAAUAAUAAGUUAAUAAAGAUCUAUCAUCGGGAUGGUAAAUAUGGCUUUUCUGAUCCUCUGACAUUUAAUUCUGUUGUGGAGCUCAUUAACCACUAUCAUCAUGAAUCUCUUGCUCAGUACAAUCCCAAACUUGACGUGAAGCUAAUGUACCCAGUAUCCAGAUACCAACAGGAUCAGUUGGUAAAAGAAGACAACAUUGAUGCAGUAGGUAAAAAACUACAAGAGUACCACUCUCAGUAUCAGGAAAAGAGUAAGGAAUAUGAUAGAUUAUAUGAAGAAUAUACCAGAACAUCCCAGGAAAUACAGAUGAAGAGGACUGCAAUUGAAGCUUUUAAUGAAACAAUUAAAAUAUUUGAGGAGCAGUGUCACACACAAGAACAACAUAGCAAAGAAUAUAUUGAGCGAUUUCGUAGGGAGGGGAAUGAAAAGGAGAUUGAACGAAUUAUGAUGAAUUAUGACAAGUUGAAAUCACGUCUGGGUGAGAUUCACGAUAGCAAAAUGCGUCUUGAGCAGGAUUUGAAGAAACAAGCUUUGGACAACCGAGAAAUAGAUAAAAAAAUGAAUAGUAUCAAACCUGACCUGAUUCAGCUGCGCAAGAUCCGAGAUCAGCACCUUGUGUGGCUCAAUCACAAAGGAGUGAGGCAGAAGCGCCUGAAUGCCUGGCUGGGAAUCAAGAAUGAGGAUGCCGAUGAAACCUAUUUUAUCAAUGAGGAAGAUGAAAACCUGCCACAUUAUGAUGAGAAAACCUGGUUCGUUGAGGAUAUCAAUCGAGUACAAGCAGAGGACUUGCUUUAUGGGAAACCCGAUGGUGCAUUCUUAAUUCGUGAGAGUAGCAAGAAAGGAUGCUAUGCUUGCUCUGUGGUCGCUGACGGGGAGGUGAAGCACUGUGUGAUCUACAGCACCGCGCGGGGCUACGGCUUUGCAGAGCCCUACAACCUGUACAGCUCGCUGAAGGAGCUGGUGCUCCAUUACCAGCACACGUCCCUGGUUCAGCACAACGACUCCCUCAACGUCAGGCUCGCCUACCCCGUCCACGCACAGAUGCCCUCGCUCUGCAGAUAAAGAGGGAGUGGGGAGAGAGGUGGCUCUCUAGCAUUUUUUUUCUACAGUUUUUAUUCGACUCCGAUGAGGGCAUUCUUUCUACGUAGACUGCUUGUUUUGCACAAGAAGUGAUUCUGUGAAUGUGAAGUGGAGAGGCCGAACAGCAGCUGGCCAGUGUGGGGGCCUAAGAGGCCUGGGGUUCUGUGGGACUCGGCUGUGCUGCCACAUGGACAUAAUCAACUGGAAGCAGAUGUGGUUUGUGGAAGGUCUGUUUCAUUGGGAUUUUUGUUUCUGGUUAGCCAGGCACUCUCAACAGAACAUGGUGGGCUGGAUGGGGGUAGGAUUUGAGGGUUGCAUUUGGAAGCCUCUGCAGAGUCCAUGGCCUCUUUUGAGCACCAUCUCUGAGGUGCCACAGGGCCAUGGGUCUGUUGGGAAUUCUGUUUUGCUCUGACAGUCUUUCUUCUCUGUAGAAGUCUGACAGUCUUCUUCCUGUAGAAGGCUGUUUUGAUUUCGUAGUAGAAUGGGAUUUGGUGAAAAAAACAACCAAAGGAAAAUGGGAAGGCUUGGAUUUCAUUUAAAGACUAAGCCAAGGGAGUAAAAAUGUUCAACAGAAGGUACUUCUUUCUUACCAACAUAAUUUAGGCUUCAGCAUCUCACUAGCUCCUCCCUCUAAGAAGCAUUAUUUUCAGAAACCAACAAAACAGUAUUUGUGAUGGGAGAAGGUGGCACUAGUGGCUGAAUGCACAUUUCUAUACCAAAACUUGAAAAGGACAACUAGAAUCUAUGAGUUUUAGCAAACACUAAGAUUGAUCAGUGAACUCCUUCUGCCCUGCCAUUGUUUCUCAACAUUUUCUUUUUCUUUUUUUCAGUAGGGAUGGUGAGAUAAAAUGAAGUUGGUGCUUAUGUGGUAUUUCCUUAGCCUAAAGAAUGAUCUGUUGUUUGAAACUUUUGUAACUUGUUUGAGUAAAGAAAAGGUGCAAUCCAGUGCUUGUAGAUGGCUUCAUAUACCAAAUGACAACCCAGAACAGCAGUCCUACACGUGCUUCCUCGAGUUUAAAGGCCCUGCAGGAACAGUAGAUAUCCUUUAAUUUUCCUUUGUCUGCCUCUCCUUUGCUGGGUAGGGUGUUGGGAACCACAGGAAGCUAAGAAGGGGAAUCGGACUGUGGUGAGGGACCUCCGUAAAUCAGACCCUGGGGCCCUGGUGUCCAGGGUCAGGGUCAUACCACAUUACACAUGUGCUUCCAUACCGUGGUUUCUGAAGCUUCUGCAAGGAGAGAAGAUGGCCUGUGGUUUAGACUUAGUAGACGCCAUCUGGAAGCCUUUCUCUGCCUGUUUCGUGAUCCUGCCAUUGAGGCGAUGUGCAGUCUGCCCUUAUGCUCCAGUGGUUGUGACUUUAGCCGGGGAGCUUCUGCCCCAUGUGGUCUGAGCCUUCCAGCUGAGUGAAGCUGGCGAAUGGGGGCAGGGAGGGGCGCAGGCAUCCACCCUGAUUCCAUUGUGCCCCACACUCAUUAGUCAGAACUCAUUUGACAAAUAGAGUCCAGCUGCCUGCCAGCCCAGCCUGGAAGCAUAAUGGGCUCAGAGUGAGUCAGCUGUUUGAGCCUAAAGCUGUGCAGUGAGGCGUCCCAGCUGAGUCAGAGAAGCAGCCAGUCCCUGGGUCUUGGUUCAUAAGGCUUACAGCUAGGAAGGCUCAAAUCUGGGGGCUGAAAGAAAGCAAGUCCUACUUUUCCCUGAGCACUCGGGUGACAGGGUCUACAAGGGACCACAGACAGACAAAUUGUUGAAGAGACCUCCAGAGCUGCGGCAGUGAUGCAGGCCAGGAAAGGGCGCCUUGGCUGUCCUGGUCCCUGUUGCUGUUUCAGGACUGGGUAAGGCAAAGACACAUGAAGCCUCCUCUGUGUCACAGAUAGCGGGCGCCCCCCUUCCCCAGACUGCAAGAUGAAAUCUUAAAGUGUUACUGUAAUGCCAAGCUAAUUGCUGCAGGACACACCUGAGUGGCUUGGCACCUGCUUAAGCAGUGGGAUGCUCAAGAUUGGGUGCAAGGACUCCCUCCUCUCUGGUACUAAAACGUUAGCAUGUUCUACUGUCUCUUUCAGAAGAAACCAAAUGGGACUGAGGAUACAUAUUUCAGUGUUGAACAGUGUGGCUCCACCGUGCUGGGCAGACACUGACGGGGUGUGGGGAGACAGCGAGCCCCAUCUUGUUACUGAACUGGGGAUGGCUUGUGGAUACAGGCUGUCCCCCACCCCACCCUCCCAGGCCCCUGGGCCAUACACACAUCCCUUCACUUUCCUUUCUUAUUUUUUGUUAUUAGAAUCAUUGCUUUGUGGGAUCCAAGACCCAGGGAUCAUUUGAGAAGUUGGAAGUUAUCUUUUCUGAACCUUGUCACAUGAUUGGCUUGCUCCUAAGCAAAUGGAAAUGGCACAGGGACCAGUCUGCUAACCACUGGGCCUGGUAUGUGGGGGGCAGUGCGCUGCUCCGCUACCCGCAGCUUGGGAACAGGUGGCAGCCUUCUUCAUGUGAGUGGAGGUCUGUGUUCUGCCCCACGAUCUGGACCCUGGGGCUCCCUCUCUCUCGGUAUUGUAACUGCAGUCUCACUGAGGCAGAGGAUAAAGAGACAGAUCAAGACUAGAGGGACUCACUAUUCUCCUGGCUAAGAGAAGCCAACCAGCAACAGGAAACCAGCUUGGGGCUGGCCGGACACGGGCCCCAGGCCCAUUUUCUUCAUGUGGAGCUUUCAUUACCAAACGGUGCCAUCUCUGGCAUCAGCUUGGCCGUGGCUCAGGGCUGGAGGGGUUGCCCAAGUCCUAUCCAGUGAUCUGGCCAAGGACGAGGACUUCCUAACACCCCACUCUGCCCUUUGCAAGCCCCGCUGGGCUCUCCCUCUCACUGUGGGCCUCGUAUGCUCUGAAGCAGCGUUGAGAGCCAGUGUGGUUCUGCCACGAGUCUCUUCUUGCUGCAGGGAGUCAGCCCUGUUUGUUCUUGAGCCAGGAAUUGCACAUAGGCAGCUCCUGAUUUCUAGGUCCCUGCUGCCGGCUAAGAACCCAGAGUCAGUCUCUGUGAGGGGUCGGAGGCCUCAGAAACCAGCGGUCCGGAUAGGGGCUUGCCUGGGCCCUCUGCUGCCAACUGCUCAGCCUCGCGUUAGCUCCAGCCACUUGUGACAGCCCACCUCGUUUCCUUACUAAUUCCAAUUCCAGCAUGUGACUUUGGUGCCCUGUUGUUACUUGUGAAAAAUCUUCUGUUGUCUUUGAUGUAGUCAAAAAAAUUUCAUGUAGUUUUCGUAAAUAUCUGGUUCACAAGGAAGCCACCUUGUAUGUCUUGUGUUGGGACAGUUCAUGAUGUAGUUCCUAGACCACUUUUGCAAAUUGUUCUUGUCACCAGGUGUGUUCAGACAUUGCUGUGCAGUUGUGGGGGAGGGAGGGGGAAGGUGAGGGGUGGUACUUUCUGGUCGUUUUGUUUUUUACCUUCCCCAAGAGGGGGACAGUCUGGCCAACUUGCUCCAGUAACGCAAUAAAGACGUUGCAAUAAAGCA